CGGAGGUGUUUCAGUAGAGAUUCAGAAACGAAGCCGAACAGAGCUUCUUCACACAUAAGAAUAAAGUUCUUUUAACGCCAAGAAAUCCAUUAAACUCCGGAGCAAUGAAAAUUUUGCCACAAAUUCUCCUGCUGGUCUCAGUAUUCUUACUGCCUCUAAUAUUGGCAUCACCUUUACCGGAGGAGCAAAAACAUUCUCGUCACUUUGAUUUUGAGAUGGAUAAUGGUUAUAAGAGAUCAGAAGAUGUCAGCUACAAUGUCACAGUGACAACUGAUGGAAAUACGACCGAGGAGCCACAAACAACGAAGCCAAUUGAGAUUCGAGGUGGUUACAGUUAUAUAUCCGAUGAUGGCUAUGAAUAUCAGGUCUUUUAUAAGGCGAAUAAAAAAGGUUUCCAGCCUUAUGUGACAGCGCAUAAGGUGCAUUCAACCAAGGAUUAACUUAAAAUCAUUGUGAUUAAAAAAAAUCAAAGUAAUUUAAACAUAAAUGAAAAUCAACGAGAUU
This is a messenger RNA of Drosophila albomicans, 504 nucleotides long. RefSeq names its product larval cuticle protein 65Ag1 (gene Cpr65Ay). The transcript is spliced from 3 exons. Bases 105 to 440 code for a protein of 111 amino acids. The record is from RefSeq and is a predicted model, not a curated record. NCBI's taxonomy places the organism in Eukaryota, Metazoa, Arthropoda, Insecta, Diptera, Drosophilidae.